Messenger RNA from Lathyrus sativus (Indian pea), 402 nucleotides. NCBI's taxonomy places the organism in Eukaryota, Viridiplantae, Streptophyta, Magnoliopsida, Fabales, Fabaceae. The record is from the annotation of a GenBank genome assembly.
AUGAAUCCAAUGGGUGCAGCAGGGAGGAAGAGCAUGUCGACGGUAGCCAAGGUCGUCGCUGAAAUUGUCAGUGUCGGCAAAACCAAGCACCGAAAAGCUACUAGUGAGCUCGGCACCUACAUGGGAAUCCCUCAUCACUCUCGUUCCGAAAUCGCCUCCAUCAUUUCAAAGUUCAUCAAACUCUACAGUUUCAGGAGUCCUGGUAUUAAGAAAGACAAGCUUUGGGAGCAGAAUCUGCAAACACUGUUGCGUGGCAGAAAUAGCGUUGGUUUUCCCGAGAUUGCUAAGGUUUUGUCUCCGGAAUUCUGCCAGGGUGCGAUUAAUAUCAAGGAUACUAAUAUGGAUUCUUCCACGGAUAACACUAAGGGGAAUAGCUCACAGAAGAAAGGGGAAAAGAAAUAG